UCUAUCGCUCGAGGUAGUGUCCCGGUGUACGAUGUCGUGAAGCGUGGCAGUUUUGUACAGGCAGAUGUUUUGUUCUUGAGCAUCUAAACCAGUCUUGUAUCCGCCGUUUUGUUAACAUAAACGAUUAUUUCCGAUAAAUCGUCAGUUUCUGUAAUUUGAUGUGACUGUAGGAGCGGCGUGUAUGCGUUCGCACGUCGCAUUUACUCACGAGAUCAUCCUGUACUCCAGUCACAUGUUGUUCUAUGGUGAAACACACGAAAGGGCUGUACAAUCAAUGCCACGCAAUGGAGGAGAUAAGAGUAUCUCCUGACUACAACUGGUUCAGAAGCACCGUACCUCUGAAAAGAAUAAUCGUGGAUGAUGAUGACAGUAAAGUGUGGUCGUUGUAUGAUGCCGGGCCCAAAAGCAUCCGGUGCCCCAUCGUCUUCCUCCCGCCCGUGAGCGGCACGGCAGAGGUUUUCUUCCAGCAGGUCCUGGCUCUCAGUGGAUGGGGCUACCGAGUCAUCUCACUGCAGUAUCCCGUCUAUUGGGAUCUGCUGGAAUUUUGUGACGGAUUCAGGAAGCUUUUAGACCACUUACAACUGGACAAGGUGCAUUUGUUUGGUGCCUCUCUGGGAGGAUUCCUGGCUCAGAAAUUUGCUGAAGUCACGCAUAAAUCUCCCAGAGUUCACUCUCUGAUCCUGUGCAACUCAUUCAGCGACACGUCCAUCUUCAACCAGACGUGGACGGCGAACAGUUUCUGGCUGAUGCCUGCUUUCAUGCUCAAAAAGAUCGUGCUCGGUAACUUUGCCAAAGGACCCGUGGACCCAAAAAUGGCAGAUGCGAUUGACUUUAUGGUUGACAGACUGGAAAGCCUGAAUCAGAGCGAACUGGCCUCUCGACUCACGCUGAACUGCCAAAACUCCUACGUGGAACCUCACAAGAUAAAGGACAUUGCCGUCACCAUAAUGGAUGUUUUUGAUCAGAGUGCCCUGUCACACGAGGCAAAGGAAGAAAUGUACAAGUUGUACCCCAAUGCUAGAAGAGCCCACCUCAAAACGGGAGGAAACUUCCCUUAUCUGUGCAGAAGUGCAGAAGUCAACCUGUACAUACAAAUACACCUGCGUCAGUUUCAUGGGACACGGUACGCCGCUAUCAAUCCAGAGAUGGUCAGUGCAGAGGAACUGGAAGUUCAGAGGUCAAAUCUGAGCAACAACAGUGAGAGUGACGGCGAAUCGUAGAGAGACCAACAGACUUCAUACAAACUGAGUGGUGACUGGAUGAAGCGGGAUCUGAACAUUCAGUAUUCUGGUAUUCUGUUUUUCUAUGACCUUAAACUCAGUUAAAUGUGAAUGGACUUUAAAGAGCCUAUUUUUACUUUACGGAAAAUAAACAAUAUUUUGAUAAGUAUUGCGACUGUAAAUAAGUUCAAAUGAUUACAUGGUGAGAGUUUUCAUAGGAUGCCAUAUUUUGACCCGGUUGCCUUAUACACGAUAUAAAACGCACGUGUUUGUUAAAUUUAGCACUUUUUACUCCUUGAACUUAAUUUUCUGCCUUUUGUACGCUGGUGUUUUUUUUUUUGUUUGUCAUGGUUCGUUUGUUUGUAUGAAUGUUGUCAAAGUCAUUAUAUCCGUUGUUCGUUGGGAGUCAUGCACUGAAAUAAAACUAAACUCGUUUCAACACAAGAUUGUACAAAUAUAUUAUCUUUUCCAAAUGACCCAUCAGGAGUCUUUGAUUUGGAAACGAAUCAAAAAUUGUCAUUUACUUAAAUAAAAGCUGUGUAACCGCA
Puntigrus tetrazona (Sumatra barb) is the source of this 1768-nucleotide messenger RNA. It is a transcript of the gene spg21, whose product is annotated as SPG21 abhydrolase domain containing, maspardin. Gene Ontology annotation, cellular component: cytosol; trans-Golgi network transport vesicle. The coding region runs from base 243 to 1220 and encodes 325 amino acids. Gene Ontology annotation, molecular function: CD4 receptor binding. The record is from RefSeq and is a predicted model, not a curated record. The transcript has 9 exons. NCBI's taxonomy places the organism in Eukaryota, Metazoa, Chordata, Actinopteri, Cypriniformes, Cyprinidae.